Messenger RNA from Chlorella variabilis, 969 nucleotides. RefSeq lists its product as hypothetical. The annotation marks the transcript as partial. The transcript has 8 exons. Gene Ontology annotation, biological process: chlorophyll biosynthetic process. Gene Ontology annotation, molecular function: protein binding. NCBI's taxonomy places the organism in Eukaryota, Viridiplantae, Chlorophyta, Trebouxiophyceae, Chlorellales, Chlorellaceae. The record is from RefSeq and is a predicted model, not a curated record.
AGCCUGGCUGACGCCCCAUCCCGCCUGCAAGCCGGCCCUGGCGCAGGCGCGCGCGGCCUGCUGGCUGUGGAGGAGGAGCGCGUGCUGCGGCUGCGGCAGGAGCGGGAGAGCGAGGCGCAGCGCGAGCUGCAGGCCGCCCGCGCCGCAUACCAGGACGAGCUGCUGCGCGAGCGUGCCAGCGCGCCUGCCGACCAGCUGUGCGCCACGCCCUAUGGCGUGGACGUGGUUGGCAUCACCGAGUUCGUGGCGCUGACGGGGGCGCUGGUGGGAGGCAUCAGCGCGCGGCGGCGCAAGCAGGAGCUGGAGCGCCUGAACGAGCAGCUGCGCACCAUCAACACGCAGCUCAGGCAAGGCGACGGCCUGCCUGCGCUGCUGCAGCAGGCACGCGCCGGCACGCUGUACGCCCCGGGCCUCACUUACUUGCCCACCCCCGCCCAGCCCCUGCCUGACGCCGCCUUUGGCGGCAACGGCGCAGCAGCCGCGGCGGCGGCGAGCGCGGCGGCCGCCAAGCUGCCGGCGGCGCCGCCGGCGGAGCCCGCCGCCUCCGCCCCCUCGGCGGGCACCGGGCCCUCAGUCAGCCUGAUGAGCCAGGACGACGACGAGGUUGGCCCCGAGGCAGCGCACUGCACGCAGGCAAGCUCUCUGCGCGGGACGGCGCUCAAGGACGGCAAGCGGCUGCUCAAGGAUGGCAACGCGGGCGGGGCCAUGGUGCGGUUUGAGAAGGCGCUGAUGCUGGCCAAGUCCACUGGCGACAGGGUGAAGGAGCGGCGCGCCACUCGCGGCCUGGCGGCCUGCGCCCGCAUGCAGGGCCAGCUGCGGCAGGCUGUGAAGCACCUGGAGCGCGUGCUGGAGAUCUCGCGCGAGAUCCGCGACUUUGUGGGGGACGCAGACGCGUACGGCACCAUUGCGGACAUCUACACAGAUAUGGGCGACUUUGACCGGGCCGCCCACUACUACGACAAAUACGUG